This is a messenger RNA of Hippocampus zosterae (dwarf seahorse), 1587 nucleotides long. It is a transcript of the gene ugt5g1, whose product is annotated as UDP glucuronosyltransferase 5 family, polypeptide G1. NCBI's taxonomy places the organism in Eukaryota, Metazoa, Chordata, Actinopteri, Syngnathiformes, Syngnathidae. The record is from RefSeq and is a predicted model, not a curated record. The coding region runs from base 1 to 1587 and encodes 528 amino acids. Gene Ontology annotation, molecular function: UDP-glycosyltransferase activity. The transcript has a single exon.
AUGUCCAAGGGCAUGGCGGCGAUCCUUGUCGCGUUGGCCUUCCUGUCGCUGUGGCCGGCCGGUUGCGACAGCAGCAGGAUCCUGGUGGUGCCGGUGGAUGGUAGCCACUGGAUCAACAUGGCGGUGAUCCUGAAAGAGCUGCACUCCCGAGGACACCAACUCACAGUGCUGCACUCCCCCAACAGUUGGUACAUCCCGACAAACGGCUCCUUUUACACUUCAGUCACCGCCACCAUGUUGGAGGACGGCAACACAAAGGACUUCUACAAUCAAGUCCUGUUGGAUGUGAUCAAAGUCCGCCAGUCCGCCGGCUUCUUGAGGACCUUCUACCAGCAGGGCUUGAUCACAGACAUGCUAGCGAAGGGUCACGAAAUUCUCGCGGGAGCAGCCACCGCGAUGUUCGAUGACCCGGUUUUCAUGAAGAAGCUACGGGAGGCCAAGUUUGAUCUGAUGCUAACAGACCCGGGCCUGACGGUGGGGGUACUUCUGGGGAAUUACCUCAAGUUGCCGAUGGUUUUCAACGUGCGGUGGAUGAAUAACGGCGAGAGCCAUUUUGCCACGGCUCCCUCCCCGCUCUCCUACGUCCCCGUGUCGGGAAGCGAACUCCACGAUCAGAUGGAUUUCCAGGGACGGCUUAAGAACAUGUUACAUUACAUCUACAAUCUCGUUGAAUUCUACUUUUACAUCAACGCAGCGUACGCAGAUCUCUUCCAGCGUCACUUUCCUCCCGAAACAGACUUGCUCACCUUGGAGCGAGCGGCGGAUAUCUGGCUGGUGAGGUCCGAUUUUGUCUUCGAGCUGCCCCGCCCGACCAUGCCCAACGUGGUCUACAUCGGCGGCUUCCAGUGCGAAAAGGCUCUGCCCUUGCCUGCGGAUCUGGAUGCCUUCGUGCGCAGCUCGGGGGAUCACGGGGUGGUGGUGAUGUCGUUGGGAACGCUGGUGUCAGCCCUGCCCCGCGAUGUCACCGAGGCCAUCGCGGCCGCGUUCGCUCAGAUCCCCCAGAAGGUGGUCUGGAGGAUCAAGGGAGAAAAGCCUUCGUCCUUGGGUAACAACACCCUGGUGGUGGACUGGCUGCCUCAGAAAGACCUCUUGGGACACCCCAAAACUCGUGCGUUUGUUGCCCACGGAGGGACCAACGGCAUGUAUGAGGCCAUCUACCACGGCGUUCCGGUUCUGGGUCUGCCGCUGCUGUUUGACCAGUUUGACAACCUACUGCGGCUGAAGGUACGAGGGGCGGCCCGGGUGUUGGAGGCCAAUUCGCUCAGCGAGGAAGGCUUCCUCGAGGCUCUCAGGGAUGUUCUGGACAAUCCAAGCUACCGCGAUAACAUGCGGCGACUCUCUCGUCUCCACCGCGACCGACCCGUGGCUCCCUUGGAGACCGCCAUCUUUUGGAUCGAGUACGUCACCAGGCACAAGGGAGCGUCCCAUCUGCGUCCGGUCGCUUACAAUCUCCCUUGGUACUCCUACUUCUGCUUGGACGUGAUCCUUUUCAUCGCCGCCGUUGUGGUGGCUUUUGUGUGGGCUUCCACUGCCAUUUGUAAGGCCAUCUGCUGUCGGAGGUUCGGGAGAAAGAUGAAACGGGAAUAA